AUGUCCAUGGUGGCCCAACCCAUCGUCCUCUCCGCCCGCGAUAUCCAAAACAUGCCCGAGGAGGGCUUCUUGGACGGAUCGACAGGCGGCAAUGUUACCUGGAAGACGCUGCUGUCGUCGUCGAGAACCUCCAGCGACACCUUGACGUCUGGGCUUGCGAGAUGCGCCGCCAAGGGAGGCCAAUUGAAGUGUCAUCGGCAUGCGCAUGCGGAGAUCUACCACGUUGUACAAGGCCAUGGUACUGUGACCAUCGACGGAAAACAGCAAGAGGUUGGGAAGGGCGACGUUGUUUUCAUUCCAGGGAACUCGGAGCAUGGCAUAAGAAACGACCAUCAAGAAGAGGAUUUGGUGUGGCUGUAUGUUUUUGCGGCGGAUAAGUUCGAGGACGUGGUGUAUCGUUUUAGUGAGGACGCGACCAAGGCGAAGCUUUAG
Messenger RNA from Didymosphaeria variabile, 432 nucleotides. RefSeq lists its product as uncharacterized. The record is from RefSeq and is a predicted model, not a curated record. The transcript has 2 exons. Lineage: Eukaryota; Fungi; Ascomycota; Dothideomycetes; Pleosporales; Didymosphaeriaceae. The coding region runs from base 1 to 432 and encodes 143 amino acids.